UACAGAAAAAAUAUUUGAGCAUAUCCUAUCUCUUACAAAACAUCAAAAAGAAACCCUUGUCUUAAUAUUCCCUCUUCAGUGAUGGCAAGGAUGGUGGCAGCAGCAGUGAUGGCAAUGGCCCUAUUACUGAUGCCAUUUUUGUCAAAGGCAGUGGACAUUCAUCAAAUAAGACAAAUAGCAGCCGAAUAUAAUGUAACAUGCGUGUUAGUUUUUGGAGAUUCCAGUGUUGAUCCUGGUAAUAACAACCGCCUUCCCACUUUCAUGAAAGGCAAUUUCCUCCCUUAUGGUAAGGACUUCUUUAAUGGCCGCCCGACCGGAAGAUUUUGUAAUGGAAGACUUGCUACUGACUUCAUAGCUGAGGCAAUUGGUUAUACAAAAGCAAUUCCAGCGUUUCUUGAUCCUCACAUAAAGCCAGUAGAUUUGUUACAUGGUGUUAGUUUCGCUUCUGCUGCUUCUGGUUACGAUGACCUCACUGCCAAUAUCUCGAAUGUUUUGCCUGUAUCCAAGCAGCUGGAGUACUUCAGGCAAUACAAGAUCCAUGUGGUUCGGUUGGUAGGCGAGAAGAAAGCAAAUGAAAUCAUAAACAAUGCAGUCUUUGUUAUGAGCAUGGGUACAAAUGACUUUCUUCAAAAUUAUUACCUGGAUCCAACCCGUUCGCAGCAAUACACUGUAGAAGAAUACGAAAAUUACUUGGUUUCUCUCAUGGUAAAUGACUUUAAGGAAAUGCAUAGACUGGGAGCCAGGAGAUUGAUUGUUGUUGGAGUCCCUCCUUUAGGAUGCAUGCCACUUGUGAAGACACUAAAGGAUGAGAAAGGUUGUGUGGAAAGUUAUAACCAAGCGGCAUCCUCAUUCAAUACCAAGAUAGAACAGAAGUUGGUUACUCUAAGGCAAACCUUAGGGAUUAAAUACGCAUUUGUUGAUUGCUAUGGUAUGAUUCUAAAUGCUAUCCACAGCCCCAGAAAAUUCGGUUUCGUGGAGACGGGGAAGGGCUGCUGCGGCACAGGAACAAUAGAAUAUGGGGAUUCAUGCAGGGGAAUGAGCACAUGCCCUGAUGCAUCGAAGUAUACAUUUUGGGAUGCUGUUCACCCAACUCAAAGAAUGUACCAAAUUAUUGCUGAUGAAGCUAUCAAUUCUCUUAACGCAGCACUCUUGCAAUAAGGAUAUAUAGUAACAGAUGCCAUUAAUUUCUUUGGCCAGGAAAUGCCAGUGAUUUGUUGUAACCUUUAUGGAUGUGUGGAUCCAUAAUUUUGCAUUGCUGUUGUUGAUAUGUUUUAAUUAAAUUAAAAUGAUUUUUGUUAUUA
This is a messenger RNA of Ricinus communis (castor bean), 1301 nucleotides long. Its product is annotated as GDSL esterase/lipase At5g45950. NCBI's taxonomy places the organism in Eukaryota, Viridiplantae, Streptophyta, Magnoliopsida, Malpighiales, Euphorbiaceae. The coding region runs from base 82 to 1158 and encodes 358 amino acids. The transcript is spliced from 4 exons. Gene Ontology annotation, molecular function: hydrolase activity, acting on ester bonds. The record is from RefSeq and is a predicted model, not a curated record.